This is a messenger RNA of Mixia osmundae IAM 14324, 1542 nucleotides long. RefSeq lists its product as uncharacterized. The record is from RefSeq and is a predicted model, not a curated record. Bases 1 to 1542 code for a protein of 513 amino acids. Gene Ontology annotation, molecular function: DNA-binding transcription factor activity, RNA polymerase II-specific. The transcript has 3 exons. NCBI's taxonomy places the organism in Eukaryota, Fungi, Basidiomycota, Mixiomycetes, Mixiales, Mixiaceae.
AUGGAGAAACUGUCGAUGCACAUCUGUCUCGAAAGGGACAAUGGGCUAGAUGGGACCAUCAAGGCAGACCUCUCGACUCGGUACAGGCUAUCGUUCGAGGAUUGGCUGGACAGAGUCAAGUCUGCCGUCUUUGUGCCCAGGGAUCGUUCGAUCUUGGUUCACUAUCCGGUCUCACGUCAGCUUCAGACAGUUCAAGACGAGGACGACUAUUUGCUGCUCAAGACUCGCUUCCAACGACGGAAAAAGUAUCGAGCCAAGCUGGUACUCACCGUCGAGAUUUCGCAAGACGUGCCUACACGCGAGCAACACGAUCAUUACCAGGCCCAAGUAGCUUCGCUCGAUCCUCUUGACGACGGCUCAGCGUUCUUGUAUGCCACUACACGAUCGAGCGAAGAAGCCCGACUAGACGAGGUGCAAGCGGCAGACAUCUUCACGCGAACACAGAUGGCAGUUGAGCAAGAGGAACGAGAACGGCUAGAGGCAGCUGCCCGUGCUUCGAUCUGUGCUCCCAUGACCGGCUUUGAUCCCAAGAUGGUCGAAGAUCAGAUCAGACUCAUGCAUCCUCAGACUGCCAAUCUGUCCGACUCGAGCGAGAGAAGAGCGAAUUUCAGAGACUCCGCAGACUUAGGCGAGCAGCCAGAUUACGACGGAGACGAGAUCCCAUCCGAUAGUCAUGCUCUCGUUGUGUGCGAGCCACAGCCUCUGAACCUCCGCGAGCCAUCACCCAUCCCGACAAUAUUCCCCAGCAAAUCGCUCAUGUAUGACGGCACGCGUCGCUCGCGUUCCGUUCCGCUCGCAGCGCUGGUGCCUGCACGACUCGACAUCUGCGAUAAUCAGGACUGCUCACCUUCGGCGCCGCCCCCAGAAGAAGUGGCAAGCCUAUCUUACGAUUUGCAGUCUCCUGCACAGUACCUGCGCAGUCUGCCACUGCUUACACCCGCUGAGGAACGCUGGCAACGUCAGAAUGCGCUCAUCAGAGGGCCGCAGUGUUCGGCUACUGAACACCAAGGAGAGUCGGCCACUAGCGACGGCGUCAUUCGUAACGAUUUGCCCACGCUGUCUGGUACAUUCCUGACGAUGAAUGAAGCUAUCGAAGCGUGCGGAAGAUUUGCUCGUCAACAUGGCUAUACGCUCGUGACCCGUAGCUCCAAAGCCGACAAGUAUCUCUUCCUUGCAUGCUCUCGUCACGGCAAAUAUCGCAAUACCCAUCUGCUCAAUACCCUCGAGCGCCAACGUCAGACAAAGACCCGCAAGUCAGAAUGUCCUGUUGAAAUCAGAGGUAGAUUUGACGGCAGCCAGUGGAAUCUCACCGUCUUCAAUUCGGUCCACAAUCACGAGACGCUUCCGUUCUUGCCAGACGAUGCCCAGCCCAGGCGCAAGUAUACCCCACGCAAGAAUCUGAAGGUCAGGCCGGCUAAGAAGGUCAAGCUGGAUCCAUCGAUUGAUGACAAGCCCGAUGGGGGCUAUGCGCUCAACGGCGCUGCCAGCGUAGGCGACGCUACCAGGCAAGAUGCGGCGCCUCACUCGCAUGAAGCCUACUGA